Molecule: messenger RNA, 1530 nt
Organism: Fusarium sp. VM40
Lineage: Eukaryota; Fungi; Ascomycota; Sordariomycetes; Hypocreales; Nectriaceae
Source: the annotation of a GenBank genome assembly
AUGUCAGAGAAGUCAUCGCCAUUUCGCCGACCGGCUGCCCUGGCUGUCGGCGUUCUUGUCUUCUUUAUCCUCUUCGAGACUUAUUAUUUAUACUCUAAUGCAUGGACACCUACACAUGGGUUGUCGUCCGAAUCCGUAACGAAAACGACCGGGGCAGCAUCACCUGUCAGUGCGCCCAAGAAGAAGCCCGUCAAGACGUCACAGCUUCACUUCCUGCUGCCCGCCUCGAACCCGAAUGAUAUGUUCUGCGCCAUCGUCACUUCCGCCCUCGUCAAUCGAUACCCCGCCCCUUAUAUGAUCGGAUGGAAGGGAGAGGGCAAAUACAACGCAUCUGCUGCCCACACUGCAAAGCUGUACUCUAUCAAGAAGUAUCUCGAUGAGCUUCCUCAGGGCGGUGCCGACGACGACCUGGUUUUCUUCGGCGAUGGCUACGAUGUUCUGGCUCAGCUGCCGGUUGAGGUUGUGAUUGAGCGCUACUUCAAGGUCGCUGCCGAAGCGGACCAGCGUCUUGCUGACCGUUUCGGCAUCUCUGUUGAGGAAGCUCAUAAGCGUGGAUUGAAGCAGACUCUGUUCUGGGGUGCUGAUAAGAUGUGCUGGCCGGCGCUCAAUGAGGCACAAUGCACCAAGAUCCCCGGAUCGCACUUGUCGCGCAACGUCUACGGACCCAAGACGGGUAACGGUGAUGUUACGUAUCGCGAUGCCAAGUACUUCAAUUCGGGAAGUGUCAUCGGACCUCUCGGCGAUUUGCGCAACUUCGUCAAUGCUGGCAUCGAGAGCAUGGAGAACACUUUCGAUCCCAACUUCAAAUACAAGACGUCCGACCAGAUCUACCUCGCCAGAUUGUACGCACGCCAGGAGCUCUCCCGCGCCGAGCAGAUUGAGGAUGAAUACAUGGACGUUGCCAGCACUAGCGGUAACGGCACUGUCGCCAAGGAAAUCGCAGAGUACCACGUUGCCAUCGACUACGAGUCGGAAUUUGUGCAGACCGGGUGCUUCUCCCACAAGUGGAUGGAGAACCUAAAAUACAACAACUCGGAUAACACGGCCACCAUGUCCAAGGACCUGUUCGAUCAGGGCAAACACUUCAAGCCCUACCCCAUGCAGAUGCCCAACAACGUGUACCGAUCUCUCCUCAAGGUCUUCAAGUCCAUUUCUGAGGAGCUUCCCCCCACGUCCGCCCGCGACUGGAUCGGCAGCCUAGCCCUCAACACCAACGUCGCAACACGCAACAUCUUCGGCUUCUACCACGCCACCUGCAGCAAGCGAAACCUGGUCGGCGACUUCAAAAAGUACUGGUUCCACCCUUACGCGGUGCCACUGCUCCAAGCGGGCUAUCUCGCCACCAAGAAGAAUGCGCCCAUCACGGAGAAGCUCAUUGAUGGCCGCAAGUGGGUUUACAAGUCAGUGUACCCCGACACAGGGUCGCCUCAGGAUCGACUCGGCGGUGUCUUGACAGAUUUCAAGAACGAGACAUAUAUUUCCUUUUCAGAGCUAUGUGAAGAUCAUUUAGAAGUUCUUGAGAUUCGAUGA